AUGAAACAAAACGACUUAUUUGCAUUUGAGCCACUUCUAAAAAAUAAUAUCAAGAAGAGUGGUCAAACCAUCAGUGGAGAAAUUUUGGAUUUUUCAGGUGUAUAUUCCUUCCAAUUCAGAGCUGAAAACGCAAAAUCAAUCUUUAUCAAACACACAGUUAACGGCGAGUUCAAUGAAGUAAACAUUGCCAAAAAAGGAAGACUUGUUUCUACACCUUUAACACCUUUAAGUGGACUAAUUAAGAAGUACACUGAACCACUGAAAAUUGUGGCGAAAAAAAUACAAAACGUGAAGUCCUUACUUCCCUAUAUUCCACCAGUUUAUCAUCCCUUCUUUAACAGUCUAAGUGCUGCUGCUGGUACAGAGAACGAAGUGGAAAAUGUAGAACUUUUUGACUAA
This is a messenger RNA of Psylliodes chrysocephalus, 399 nucleotides long. The record is from the annotation of a GenBank genome assembly. NCBI's taxonomy places the organism in Eukaryota, Metazoa, Arthropoda, Insecta, Coleoptera, Chrysomelidae.